GUGGGUGGGGCGGUCAGUGGCCCCAUCGGGGACCGCGGGAAGCCCCACCUGUUUCUUUUUUCUUUUUCCACUUCAGACUGGGGCUCCCUUCUGGGCCACACCUCCUUUUUGUCGAAGUUAAUCCCAGGGGAUUUCUUAGAGGGGAGGAGGGGAAAAAGCAGCAGGGCAGCCAGUCACUCGGCCAGCUAAUCCUGCCAAAUCCAGCCUUCUGCACAGAACGCGCAGUUUGGCGAGUGCCCGGCGUGAAUUCCCGUGGCCUGCGCCGCACGCGGGGCUGCCCCGGCGCCCGCCCGCUGCCUCCGCCCGCGCCUGGAGUGUUGGAAACCCCCGCCGCUACUCCUAAACCCCGCUGGGAUUCUGUCGGCAUUUUGCAGCUUCGUACUUUUCUUAGCGAAGUGAAAAAAGAUAGUCUUUGGUUUCCGGCAAGGCGGAGGCUACUGGGAGAAUCUGCUCUAUUUUAAAAUGUAUUUUUCGGGAGGUGGGGGCGAGCGGUGAGUGGAAGUGGGAGAAAACUGCUCUAGAUACACGCCCGCGUUGGUCCUGAGCCUCCGGGGACCUCGGGCCCGGACGGUGCAGCGUGGGGCGCCCGACUCGCGUGUAGAGUUCUAGAGGAAGAGGGAGAGCGCGCGAGGAGCCUCCUUGGAGCACCCCGUCCUGGAGAGGGGCUGCUUUCCCCUGUCCCACUCGCCCCCGCCGGCCUCUCUGGCCCCCGCCGCUCGAAGCUGAGUGGGGCGGGGCGCCGGCAUGGGGCUGCUGUCGGGGGACUGCCAGGACGGGGGCGGGGGCCACGGCCACGGGGAGCAGCCGGUCAGCCCGGGCUGCGUUGCGGAAGAGGAGUCCUUCUCGCCCCUGAAAGUCGGACAGGAGAAGGAGGACGAGGGGGCGGAAGAAGACUGCGAGGAGUAUGUGGACUUUUCUUUGCUGCCGGACACUCGCAGCAUAGCCUCAGACGAUUCUUUUUAUCCGGCCGACCAGGAGGACGGCUGGCUGGAGCAGGACGAGCCCGAGUCCUGGGGCAGCUCGGAGGCGGAGGACGACGCGGAACUGGGGGCCGUGCCGGAGGCCGUGUCCCUCUUCCGUGCGGCCAGCACCAACAACGUGGGGCUGCUGAGAGCACUCAUCAGUAAGGGACCCAGGGCUGAGGAGGUGCUGGAGACUGACCGCAACAGCCGGACUGGCCUUAUUGUUGCCUGCUACCAAGGAUUUGUGGAUGUCGUAGUAGCCUUAGCAGAGUGCCCUCAUAUUGAUGUAAACUGGCAGGAUAAUGAGGGGAACACAGCACUAAUUACAGCCGCACAGGCAGGGCACAUAACCAUCACCAACUACUUGCUGAACUAUUUUCCUGGUCUUGACCUUGAAAGAAGGAAUAUAUUUGGGUACACAGCACUGAUGAAAGCUGCCAUGCAAGGUCGAAUUGAAUGCAUCCGAGCUUUAAUGUUGGCAGGAGCAGAUGUCCAUGCAACUGAUCCCAGCAAAAGGAUGACUGCACAGGAAUGGGCAUCUUACACAGGAAGGUUUGAGGCUGUCUGCGUCAUCCAGAGAUUAUUGGACAGGCCCUGUCCUCAGCAGUUCAGUGAACAGUACAAGCUAGACUGGCCCAUAGGAAAGGAUGUUCUUGUCAAACCAGCUGAACCCAAGAGCUGUUUACAGAGACUUAAUGAGUGCUUUCGGUCAAUCUUGUCUUCCCGCUAUGUUCAAGGCCCUGAAGAUGGUGGGGUCCUCGACCACAUGGUUCGAAUGACCACGAGUCUCCACAGCCCAGCCGUGGCAAUCGCCUGCAAGACUGUGUGCCCCGAGAGCCCUCCCUGCAUCGGGAAGAGGCGCCUUGCGGUGCAGGAGAUCCUCCAGCACCAGAACAUCGGCGAGGUCCAUAGUCAUGAGAGGGGUAGCACCCCUGAGAAGCUUUCUCAGAACUCCCCAGUUGAGGAGGCACCCCCAAAGACAGACAGGAGAGGGAGUCUCCAGCCCUCUCCCUCUACAGCCCCCCGGGGGGGGUCGGUGGCCCCUCGGAAGGCCAGCCUCUUACCCCUGCAUUUGUUGAGGAGGAGCAGCGUGAGGCCGGGCUUUGUCAUUCCCAAAGUCCGCAUCAACAAGGCCCCCACUCCCACGUUUCAGCCAGAAAGAGUGAAGAAGAAGAGUGGAGUAAAAGAUAACACCCAUUUGCAGAUCCCCAAGUGGCGAUACAAGGAAGCCAAGGAGGAGAGGAGAAAAGCAGAGCAGGCGGAAAAGAAGAAGACGACUGAGGGCGUUCCAAAAGAGAGGCGAGUCUCUCCCUGGAGGAACAGGACUUGAAGCCAGGUGGAAUUCUCGUCUGGGAUCGGCAGGCUCGUUCUGCACAGGCAGUGGCCCCGCGGCGCCGAGUGUUCCUGGGGUCAUGCCGAGGAGGCACGGAGGGCGAUGAACACAAGGGUUGGGGGGGCUCGCCUCAGGCGCCCAGGCCUGUUGGGUGAAAAGGUGACGUUUCUUUUGCUGCUAUGUCUAACUCAGGGCUCUAAGGUUCCUCUAUUGCCUAUCUGCUCCUUUUUCACAGAAAUUGUCACGCAGUGGAGAAUUGUUAAUUGAUGCUGCUAAUUCGGGAGCUAGGCAGUGAUUCAGGUACUAGGUUACUCUACCUGGUAGAAAACAGAACCACCUGUAACUUCUCCCCCAUCCUCCAAGGGAAGGUGGAUGGGAUGGCUUGUGCUGGUUUCUCUUGCACCCCAAACAUUCUCUUCUUUGGGGUCCUUGGUAUUCUUUUGAACUAGGUUUCAUCACUUUAAAAAGUCAGGGAAACAGUCACUUUAAAAAGUCAGGAAAACAACUCCCUUUGACAUGGCCUGUACCCUGUGGAAGAAUGCGUAGCACUAUUCAUGUCUCAAAGCCAAUAAGAAGGGGUAAUGGACCAUGGAAAUACUGGAAUAUUUUAAUGCACACACUAUUGGCAACACUCUGAUCCUGUAGAAUAGCAUCGAAGACACUAUUUCUAAAAUAAUUGUCCUCUGCCCUAUUUGUCCCUUACUCAAAGACAAUGCAAUUAAAGUGCCUAACACAGUACCCUGGACACACUAGAGACAAUAAAUGUUUUUGAAAUUGAAAUUUAAUUGAAUCACAUCCAUCUUGAAUGCGAUAUUAGAACUUCACCAUACAGAUGUUAUCUUUGCCAGUCAGCAUUGUCAGGGGAAAGGUCUAUCUAUAAGUUAUUUUAGAUAAGUGUUUCUCAAAAUAUGGACUUCUUACCCCAGCCAUUUUAUAUGUGAUUAAAAAGAAAAAAGCCAAAUCCAACCUGGAUUGUUAGAGAGAUUCCUAGUAAGAUCAUUUCUCUUUUACAUGUGGAUUUAUUCACUUAUUAAAACCAGUCAAACAAAAUUUUCAUAAAAAAGAUUUACAAGCCUUCAUAGAAUUGUUACGUAUAGAAUUAGGGCCACAAUAUGAGUAGAUAAUGAAUAAUUUUCAUUCUCUAAAAAGUGGAAUCAAGAGUCUUAAGUGGAAGCGUAUUGCUAUAACAAAAGUGUGUGGUGGUUAGGACUUUCUCUUUAUUUUCUUCUUCUUCUGUCUCUCUCAUUCUUUGCACUGUGAAGUCAGGGGCCAGAAUGUAUAUAAAUAGUUUCAUUAUCAAACUUAGGAGGUAAGAGUCUGUUCCCUCCAUUUUUGUGCUAAAAAGACAAAAAUGUAUUGACAGGUUAAACAACUUUACUGGAGAGUUAGCAACUCGGCUUCUCACUCUUCUACAGCUGUCAUCCACCCCAGAGCAAUAAUAAUAUAAAACAAAUUUGAUAUUCCAAGUUCUUGCUGGUUCUUAAUGAGGUUAGAGAUUGGGGAAGGAGGUUCUGAAUGUUUGAUGGACAAUCAUGAUUUUAAAUCAGCGAUAGGUCAUUGGUAUUGUAAUAUUACUUCCUAUGUCCUUCAAAGUUGGUAUUGAUUUAAUACUGCAUGGAUUUCCCGGUAUUUAUUAGACAUGCCCUGCUCUGGUGCUAUUCGAUCAUUUCUCUUGUCAUAUUCCUUUCAUAGUUCAAAACUCUACUAGAUUAUUGAUGCAACUGAACUCCACAUUUUACUGAAUUUGUAUUAGGAAGUGGGAGCUUAGAAUAUUUUUACUACAGGCAAAAGACAUUUUGGGGUCCACAUACUGAAUGGGCAAAUGGUACAGAGAACGCUUAUGAUGUCUUAGAUAUUUCUUCUGAACUGUCAAGCCCACAUGUUUUGACCAAGUAAACAUGCUCUUGGCAAAUCAGAGGCAAUAUUUGUAACUUUUCCUGUUGGAAAAAACAAAAUAAUUGGUCAAAGAAAUACAGUAGAAAAGGCAUAAUGCGUAUCAUAAUUGUGUGUUGGCAAGGGACAGAGAAGUCAUUACUGUCUGCAUUUGUAUGUGUGUGCAUGCUUAUACAUGUGUAUGGGCACAUUAUUUGGAAAACAGAAAACGAACAAAACAAGUAAAUGUUUAGUACUAGAUUGGUGUAUGUUUGCUUAUCCAACUUUAUUAUUACUUAACUCCUCACAACCUGGAUUCUGAAGGGAACCUUAUUUUUUCACUUUUUCCCUCAUGGAUAGCUUAUUUUAGAUCUUUUUCUUCCUGCAUAAGCAGAUUUACAAACACAGCAAUUUUACGAGGCAAGGAAAUUGUCUUCCAGGUUCAUCUCCUUGCUGUAUCAGGAUGUGAAUGCUCUUGUUUUCUAAUCCAACCACAGAAUGGGAAAGGGAAUAAUCUUAUACUUUCAAAUAAUGUUCUAUCUCUUUUAUUUCCCCGGAAUUUCAGUUUUCCUAUUUACUCUUAUACAAGGGAAUUUUUUUUUUUUCCUACACAGGACUUAAAGAUCAUUAUACCAUUCACAUACUAGAGACCACACAGACUGCCCAUUCAAUACUUGACAAUGUCAAGCAAAACAGGUUGAUGACAACUAAAGAAAAAUAUAGAUAUGCUUAUUCAUUCUCGGCUUUUUCAGUGAACUAGCUUAGCCACACUGAUGGGGGAAACAAGGGACAGUGAAAUAAAGAUUUCCAACAGGGGAAGCAUUGACAAAGGAUACCUUAGGCAAGAUAAUUUUGUUGUCUCCUCCUUAUCUCUUUUUUAAAAAACAAAUUUUAUUAGAGCAGAAAUUGGCUCCUUUUUCCCUACAGGAAAAGAGAAUCAUGGAACUUACUCUAAAUAUAUCAGUUAGGUAUAAAUUUGUCACGUGUUGGGUUUGUUUGUUUUUCCCAGGUGGCUAUAUUUGCUAAAGUUCAAUAACUUGUUCUCACAGAACUUUUAUUUUCCUACCACACAUCCUACCACAUUGCCUUUUGGGGCUGAAAAUGGAAAAUGGAAGAAUAAGUCUGACUGUUCAGCAUUUGACAUUUGACACCUGCACUUCAUAACUCUACUUUCUUAAACCCUUUGCUGACUGCUUCACCCCCAUCCCUAUCAAAAUUCCUUGCAGAAUUCCUAGCAUCAAUUACUCUGGAGGCAAAAAAAGGGCAUAAAAAUGAGAUGAAAGCAGUAUGGUAACCCCCUGCUUUGGCAGUACCAAGUGACAAUCUUUAGACUGCAUGAAAUGAAAGGGAAAACUGAUUCCACCCAUUUCUGUGAGUUUGACCAAAUUUUUUACAAUUUUCUUUUUGUAAAUAGGAAAGUAAAGUGUACUGAAAAAACGUGUCCAGAUUGAACAAGGGCAUAAGAAUUACACCUUACUUCUUAAAUCUUGAGUUAACUGUUCAACAAAUUUAUUUCUCUAUAUCUAUUUCCCUUUCAGCACCACUCCCUCCCUUUUGCACUUGUGGCACACGUGAUUAGAGAUUAUUUUCAUUUUCCUUAAUUCCUUAAGGGUAUUAUAGUUAAACUAAAAAUAAAAUAGAUAAGGCAGUUGCAUAGCUCAUCUUUUCAAACCUCAAUCAAUGCCCUGCCCACUAGAGAUAUUUUCUUUUCUCCUUUCCCUUCCCCUUCCAAUUCCUGGGAAUUACCUUUCAUUUCUUUAUCAUAAGCAGUCCAGAUCUGUGUUAACCGAGAUAUUUAAGAGAAUGUUGCUUUUUUGGUUUAUGAAGUCAAUCAUUGAUAUUUCAAUAAUUUCUUGUGACUAUAAAUAUAUUGAAUUAAAUCAAUUCUUCCAUAAAAGCAAAACAUAUCUGUUUGAUAGAAAUUUUCAAACAAAGCCAAAUGGGCUUAGAGUUUAAACACGUUUUUCACAAUUUUAGUGGAUUUCUUUAGUUCUCAAACACUGAGGGUUAAAACAUACACUUCUGUGUUUUCUACCUCUUAAUGUGAAUGAAAUGUCCCUGCAUUGAGGUCACUAGGGGAAAAAGGAGCCAGUAGGAAGUGAAUCCAGGAUCCAUUGGACUUCCAAAAACAUAAGCACUUUAGUUGGCUACCAGAGCAAGGCAUACAGAAGACUUUGAAACAUUAAACUAUAUUUGAAGGUUUUUUUUUCUCUUCGAAGUUUCUUAUAGCAAUUUCCUGGCAGCACUACAUUAUAUACCUCAAGAAUGUGAUGACCUGCAUGUAUUCUAGAAGUUCUUUGGUUUGGGCAAGAGUGACAUUUUAGCCUGUUUGAUGAAAUACUUAAGUAUCAUGGAAAAUGCAAAUACUGAAGUAGUUUGGUGCCACUCCUGUCCUUGUUUCUAGGUUUUAUAAGACUUUCUCUAGUCAGAAAUGGGAAUGCUUUAUAAUCAAAAUUUUCCCCAAAUUUAGGUCCACCAUAUGGGGACAGAUUCAGGUGCUACCUUGUUCAUUUGCAAAUUUCUUGAACCACCAAGAUAGUAGGUAGAAAUAAGUUAAUAUGAAGAAGUCACCUUGAGAUUUUUUUUUUUUUUUUUACUAAAAUCAAUAGGAAAUUUUUUCUGUUGGCACAUUGACAAGAAUAUUGAAUCCACAGGACAUCAAACUUAAGUAUGAAAGUAAGAGAGGUGAUAACUUUUCACAGUUUGAUUUGGUGCCUAUAAUAUUUGAAAAGAAAAACUCAUAAAUUGGGUUUGGCUCAUUCAUUUCUCCAGCUUUAUCCAUUUAUUCUACUCCAAUGUAUAGUCUUUACUAUUCAACAUCGAUAAAAUAUAAUAUACUUAAAAUCCUUUAUAAUUCUUGCAUAUGGCCAACAAUUGUUUAGUGUUGAUGUAUUGCUAACACAGUAUUAUGGAAAUUACAAAACCAAAGACUUAACUCAGGCCUAUUUUCCCAUUGUAAAGUAUUAUUUCAAUAUUGAACAAGUGGUUUGAUACUUCACAAAAAUCAUAAUUCUAUCUCAAGGUGGUAAUGAAUUUUGCUAUGCUAUGUAACUUAUAUCUGGCCCUGACUCUUAGAUGUUGAACAGGGUGAGCCUUGAUUUCCAUAUCUUUAAAAUAGGAGGUUGGAGUAGAUAAGUCUCCAAAUUCCAUUCCAUUGAUAAUAUUUAAUUGAUUAUAUAAAUUUUUUAUGGUUAUGUGUGGACAGUCUUAGCACAGGCCACUUCAGCUAUGCAAGUCAUCAACUUCUCAAGAUUACCAAUCUUCAGAUCUAGGAAGACCCCUAGAUUAACCACAUUAAAAAGAAAAAAAAACACAUUAAAAGAAAUGCAGUUGCUUUAAAAGUCAUUGAUUGCAAAAUUGGUUUAGCCAUAAAAACAACAGGGAUAUUUUAGCUAAGAUGGUUCCCCAAUGAUGAUUUUUUUAUCUCUGAAAUAACUUGUUUAAAGUGUUGAUUAUGCUAUUUCUUCCUUUUUUUGAUUUUUUUUUUUUUUUGGAUGCACUAAGUACUUGGUUCAAAGGGGUUUAUGUACAUCAGUAAGCCACCAACAUGAAAUCACUUUUUUUCCUACUUUGAUGCUUUUCAUGCACAUUAAUGGUAAAGAACAGAAAAGGAACACUGAGGGUUGAAAGGAUAAAUUUUGAAAAGACAAACAAUAUGGAUUUGUUUGAUUUCUUUUUUUUUAACUCAGAUUGACAGCAGUGUUAUAACUUAUUUCCUCAAUGGAUCUGGGCCUAAAACAGCCUUUAAGGAAAAACAGUGGUAUUUGAGUGUCUAUGACUUGUUAAAUAAAAUUGAACAGGUAGGAUAUGAACACAUUAGAAGUAUAUUAAUAAAAAAUAUAUAUUAUUAUGGUUGAAAAUGUGACAGUGACUUCUCUGGACUCCCUAAAUGUAGUUUGUAGCUUGUCUGUGUAGUUGGGGGAAGGUGGGGAGGGGAUAGUACCCUGAGGCAAAAGCAGCAUACUAUGUGGAAAGAAGACUGAAUGUGGAACUUAAAAAGCUAGAUUCUAAUCGGGACUCACAAAGUCUGACUGGGAGUACAUGUUCUUAUUUUUACUGGCUUCAGAUAAUUCUUUUAGGAGGUUGGCAACAUUUGAAAUUUAAAAUCACUUCUCUACUCUAAAUGAUUUGAAAAGACAUCCAUCCCUCCAUGUCGAGUUAAACCCUAUGGCCACUUUGUGAAGAUUGGUGAUAUUUGCCAUACUAAGAUAGACCAUUGGACUCUAUAGGAGAUAUGAUUUCUAAUUUUAGUUCUAUCAUUAAGUCUGUGUGACCUUGGGAAAGAACCUUCUUUCCUCUGGACAUCAUUUUCCUUAUCUACUUUAAUUAAAUAAAGAAGUUCUAACUGACCCUAACAAUUUUUCCUUUAAAAUUUACUUUGUAUACCAGCACAAGAUUCUAGUAGGAAUUUAUCUUUUAGGAAACCCACUUCUCUUUCCCCCUUCCUCCCCAUCUUUUUAGCUAUUAGAUCCACAGUAGUGAUGUUACAUUGAUCUAUAAAGGCUAUGUAGAUUUCUAAAAGAUUAAGGGAGAUAUUUGAUCUAAAGUAUGAGUGUAACUUGCUAGCUUUUAAGAAGAUUCAGAGAAAAAAGAUACAUGAAAAUGAUACAGUAACAGUUACAAUAGCAUCUUCUGAUGCUAUUAUUUCCAAGAAGUCCCAAUUGGAUAAGUUCUUGUGAAUAUACAGAGUUAAGGCUAAGUCUUAGAUAUACACUGAGUAAAACAGAAGAAGAAGAAAUUAUAAUCUCAGGUAAAUCAUCCCUUUGAGAGGACAGUUGAGGGAAGAGUUAAGUUUCAGUCUAUUUGUGACCCCAUUUGGGGUUUUCUUGGUAAAAGAUACUGCAGUGUUUUGCCACUUUCUUUUCCAGUUCAUUUUAUAGAUAGGGAACUGAUGUAAACAGGACUAAGUGUCAGGCCCAGGGUCACACAGCUAGUAAGUGCCAGAUUUAAACUCGGGUUUUCUUGAUUUCAGUGAUCCAUCUAUUGGGUCACCUAGCUGCCCCAAUAGGGAAUAUGAAAGAAUAAUAAAAACACAUUUCACUGGAAUACUAUCAACUAUAUAAAAAUACCUACAUGUAGUUUUUAAGUAAUUUGUUCUUAAGAACUACUAUAAAGUAGAUUAAGAAUUUAACUUGCCCUUUUAUGACCACAAUGUACAUUUUGAAAAAUCCUGCUAUGUCAAUAUAAAAACAUUUUCAAAUAAGCUUUUCUUUAUGGUACAGGUCUCGUUAAAAUGAUGUUGAAUAUGGCUGUAAUUAUCGUGAUGUCGAAAUUUUUUAUUUCAAGGUUAUGCCUUUAUCAGCUACAGCUGAAAGCAUUUGUAUUAUUUGGGUUAAAAGCACAUCUGGGGACAUAAAUUGAAGAGAUACUGUCUUUGAUGUCUGGAUUAUUAAAAAAAAAAGUUUACUCAAAUAUGUGGAACUCAAAUGAUUGGAAAUAUUUUUUCUCAAUGCCAACCAAAUUAUUACCUCAUAUUCAAAUGAAAUCAAGGUGAUAUCAAGUUACUGUUGAAAGGAAUAGAAAAGUAUGCAUGGAUAGAGGAUAAAAAAUGAAGUAUAAAACUUCUGAAUGUACAAUAGUAAUGCUUGAAGAAAACUCAACAUUUUAACUUGAAGAUUGUAAAAACCUGAUUUUUAAAAAAUCUUAAAUUAUAUUAAUUUAAUUCAAGUAAUUAUGAGAUUUCUUAGUAACUAUUUGAUUUUGUUUUCAAAAGGCAUUUAUAUUCUUAAUUUAACAAGAGUUUUUGUUACUUUUGAUUGAAUUAGCUGUCUUGUACUUUUUGGUUUUUUUCCCUUUUAUAGAUCUUACUGUGACCUUCUUAAAGCCCUGAAGUCUAAUGUAUAGAAAAAUGUUAAUUUUGGUAUUGUAUUGUUCAGGAGGACCCUUGAAUAAAAAAUAAAACAUGA
Molecule: messenger RNA, 10073 nt
Organism: Sarcophilus harrisii (Tasmanian devil)
Lineage: Eukaryota; Metazoa; Chordata; Mammalia; Dasyuromorphia; Dasyuridae
Gene: ANKRD33B
Product: ankyrin repeat domain 33B
Exons: 4
Coding region: 745-2292 (515 amino acids)
Molecular function (GO): protein binding
Source: RefSeq, a predicted model, not a curated record